AUGGCCCGCCAACGCCAGACCCAGCGAGGAACCACGCUGCUCCGCCGAGCGCCGACCGGCAAGGAGCCCUAUGAGAAGGCGAUCCAGAACCUCCGCGCCGCCGCGGCCUUUGUGCCACAGCCGUGGCACACGUUUGAGCUGCCGCGCCACCGCGAACCGCUCGUACAUGUCGACACGAUGGACGAGUGGCUCGGCUGGCCGCUCGGCAAGGCCCAGGCGCUCGAGGUCAUGGAUGCAUACACGGCGACGCCAGGUUUCGCGGUCGUGCCGGCGGAGCGCCUCACGAUCACGAGCGCCGACUAA
Saprolegnia diclina VS20 is the source of this 303-nucleotide messenger RNA. RefSeq lists its product as hypothetical. The transcript is spliced from 2 exons. The record is from RefSeq and is a predicted model, not a curated record. NCBI's taxonomy places the organism in Eukaryota, Oomycota, Saprolegniomycetes, Saprolegniales, Saprolegniaceae. Bases 1 to 303 code for a protein of 100 amino acids.